Molecule: messenger RNA, 1596 nt
Organism: Aphanomyces invadans
Lineage: Eukaryota; Oomycota; Saprolegniomycetes; Saprolegniales; Verrucalvaceae
Exons: 1
Coding region: 370-1596 (408 amino acids)
Source: RefSeq, a predicted model, not a curated record
CAAAAAUUGCAAUUUGUGGGUGUGGCAAAAAGGCAGAGUCAUUGACAGCGACAUGGCCGCGGCGACACGAACUCCAUCCCAUCGUGCAGCACAGUCGAAGGUGCACUCCCGACGCUUAAGAAGGCAGUCGCUGGAGUGUAGCUUGUUGGUACUGCUAAGUGCCUCUUGUGUUCAUGUGGCGCGAACCACAACCGAUGUCAAGCCAGUGUGGAAGAAUGCAUGUCAACGGUUGUGAGGAAUUCGGCAAGGCGUGCGACAGGGGCUAUUUUAAACGGUCCGAUUUUGUCGAAUGACUUGGGUUUUGUAUAAGAAAUACAUUAAAUAAAAAAAAAUACAGGCAAGGGAUUCGCACUUUCAGAUUGGCCUCACAUGCCUGAGCUCCACCUCCGCGCCGUGAGCGGCCGGAACUUGUACGAUGCCCAACUCUUUGGGAAACAAGACCCUUUCUGCAAGAUCCAGGUAGGCAACCAAGUACAGAAGACCAAGGUCCACGACAACGGCGGUCGUUUCCCGGUCUGGAACGAAAAGUUCAUCUUCCGCGUGAACGACCCGCAACUCGAUCAAAUCGUCAUUACGAUCGAAGACAAGAAUGUGUUGGACAAUGCAUACAUUGGGCAAUGCCGCGUCCCCGUCAAUUCUUUCCUCCACGGACAAGUAGUCGACCAGUGGUACCCUGUCACUCGCGGGAAGGACCAUCGAGGGGAAAUAAACCUGCGCGUUCAAUUGACGGGGCUGCCAGGACAGCCCCAUGCUGGCAUUGCACCUCCCGGGGGCUAUCAAGCUCCCGCCCCAGCAUAUCCCGCACAGCCAGGGUACCCUGUCCCUCCUCAAGGUUACGGCCCACCUCAACCGCAACAAGGUUACAUUGCCCCUACGGGUUACACUGCUCCAGCGCAGCCAGGCUACGCUGCCCCUCAACCAGGGUACACUGCGCCUCCACCUGCAUACCCCAGCGCUCCUUCUGCACCUGUUCCGCCACCUACGUACCCCGCUGCUCCCACCAACCCAUCACAACAAUCGGUGCAAAUACAACAGCAGCAAGCUCAACUGCAGCAACAGCAGCAGCAAUUGAACCAGCAACAGCAGCAAAUGCAGCAGCAAGCCAUCCAGCAGCAACAGGCUGAACUCCAAAAGCAGCAAGCCGAGUUGCAACAGCAGCGGGCGCAACUGGCGCAGCAGCAAGCCAACCUGGCUGCGGCGGCCCAAAGACCCCCACAGUAUGCUCCCCCGCCUCAACCGGUCUACGCUCAGCCCCCACCACCAGUGUAUGCCCAGCCCCCGCCGCCAGUGUAUGCUCAGCCUCCACCGGUCUACGCCCAGCCCCAGCGAGUGUAUGCUCCGCCUGCCCCUGUGUAUGUGCAGCAACCACCUGCCGUUUACGUGCCUCCUCCGCAGGUUGUCGUCGGUCCUCCCGUCGUCGUUGGAGCCCCCAUGUACGGUCACCACCACCAUGGUUACGGCUAUAGCGACGAUGGUGGUGGAGUCGGUCUUGGGUUGGGGCUCGGUGUCGCCGGGGGCGUUUUACUUGGUGCCGCGUUGUCCGAUGAUGGUCAUGGAUUUUUUGGCGGCGAUGAUGGCGGGUUUUUUGGCGACUAG